Molecule: messenger RNA, 948 nt
Organism: Ectocarpus siliculosus
Lineage: Eukaryota; Phaeophyceae; Ectocarpales; Ectocarpaceae
Source: the annotation of a GenBank genome assembly
AUGAUGCCCCUUGCCGUGCUGCAUAAAACUUCGCAUGACGCCGUGCAGAUCCUUGUGGCGAGCGCCAAGUCGUUCGAGGAGUUCGUGGACGAACAGCUGCAGGAGGACGGCUCGGGACAAGUCUUGAGGAGGGAGGGAGGCACGGGACUCCUCGUUCCGCGCGGCAAGCAGCUGUCUCAGGCCUUCAUCGUCGCGCCGGGCUGCUGCCUGUGCUGGGAGUUCAGGGUAAAGGACUACGACCUCGGCUUCGCGCUCCGGCGUCGCUUUCAAGGCAUGGGUGGAUCGACAGAGGAAGACAUUUUCGAGCUCAAACGGUACUCGUCUGCAGAGACUUUCCAAGGACGGUGGACUGCCAACAGUGACAGUGACGCUCCUGCCGUGGUCAUCAUGGUGUGGGACAACUCCUACAGCUGCCUCAGACCGAAGACGCUCGCUUACAAGGCUCAGGUAAAUCGACCAGGGAUUGACCCGGCGGCGCCCCCCCCGCCGCCUCCCCCGACCCCGGCCGCCACGUCUGCCGCGCAACCUCCCGUGGCGUUCGGCGGCAGCGUCGGCAGCGUGGGGGGAGCGGAGGACACAGAAGCCUUCGCGAUCGACGAGUCUGAGGGCGAAGAGACUUCCGCCUACUCCGCGGGCGUUGGCACUGACCGCGCUCGUGUUGCUGUUGGCAGUGGCGGUGGUGGUGGCGAGGAAGAGGGGGGGGGGGAGGGAGACAAGGGCGGAGUUGAUGCGUCGGCAACGACAACUUCUAGGCGGCAGGGUGCCGACCCGACGAUUCGCGGGAAGGGGGGGGGGGAGGGAGAGGGAUGGAGAGAGAUGGAGGGAGAGGGGGUCCCGAAAACGGUCAACAUCGAAGACUUCUUGGCGAUGCCCGAGACUGGAAGCGGCGAUGGUGGGGGUGGCGAUCGUGAUGGUGCUGCUGCUGAUGAUGAUAGUGCGUCAAAGUGA